CAGCUAUUGGUUGCAUGCUGCCUCACGUGACUAUGUCGGCUCUGGGCAAUUUCAGUCGCCGCUGUCACAAAGCUCAGAAGCAAGGCAAGGCGUAUAGUCGCACGGGUCGCUGGAAGAGUGCGUGAGCAAGUCGUAGAAAUAGCGGCAAUUCAAAGUAAUUGUUUAUUUCUCCAAGUUAGAGACUUUCGUGUGACAAUUUGGCUUGUGCGCGCCACCCCGGUAUUGGGUUUGGGAGUUAUGGAUAAGAAAAACGCCGUGGCCGAAUCCACUUUCACAGCCCUCAACUCAUCCGUGUUUUGUUGAGCUCUGUUUUCCACUCUGGUUUGACUUCAACGCACGAGGAAAACCUUUGGCUCCACAAGGAGCCACUGCUGGCCCAUAUCAGUAUGGUGAACAGCCAAGUACCAGGCUUUGCGCCGGCCCCGAGGUCAUGUGCAGGAUGUGGGGGGAAGAUCGCUGACCGUUUCCUGCUCUUCUCCAUGGAGCGUUAUUGGCACACUCGCUGCCUCAAGUGCUCCUGCUGCCAAGCCCAGCUGGGUGACAUUGGCUCCACCUGCUACAGCAAAGGGGGCAUGAUUCUGUGUCGCAGUGACUACAUCAGACUGUUUGGGCACAGUGGUGCGUGCAGUUCCUGUGGCCAGUCCAUCCCAGCCAAUGAGAUGGUGAUGAGGGCACAAGGAAACGUUUACCACCUCAAGUGUUUCAGCUGUGCCACGUGCAGGAACAGACUGAUGCCCGGAGAUCGCUUCCAUUACAUGAACGGUACCAUUUUCUGUGAGCAUGACAGACCUGGUGCUGCCCUGCUCAAUAGCCACCUGCCACAGUUUCAGAGUAACUCAGUACUGACAGAUCAGAAGGUGUGCUGAGUGGAAUGUGUGCCGAACCUUUAAUUCUUCCCCCCUGCCACUCUUGCUAUUGCUGUGAGUUCUGUUCACCAUCAACGCAUCCCUUCCAGCUCUUUUGCAGAGAAAUCCUGUCCCAUUGUCAUCUCACAAUUUAUGUUGUGUGCUGCUAGGGAUUUUGGGCCCUGUUUAUAAAAUAAAAAAAAAAAAAAAAAACACACACACACACACUUCAAGGCCCUACCAAAAUGGCACAUUGAAAAUACCAUUUUCUAAGGAACUGAUCAGCCAUGUGGCCUCCUCACUUUUCUGCUUUAUGUUGCCCCUGGUGUUCAGUAUAAAGUGGCAGAUGCUUACAUUCUGUGUGGACUGCUGUAGCAGAGACUCCUCUGGACUCUGGAGUAAGCCAGAAGAUAACAAUUGUCAUCAAUUUGAGGAUGAAGUGAAGGAUGCUUGAAUGAGAGUUUAAUGGACUGCUGUAAUAUGAAUGUCAACAUCUUGUGCCGAGUGGAGUUAUUUUCCCCAUGUGUCAGUGUUUUGAGUGAACUCUGAUCAGUCUUUUAUACUGUCUAUCUCAGAUCUUGUACUCCAAGUUUGGAAUUAUAAAAUUCGAUGGGUGUCAGGCAAAAAGUGUAUACAGUAUUUCAGUCCUGAGAAAUCCAUGCAUUCCCCCAAAACUGCUGUUUCAAAAUAAAUGCUACCAAUGUUUAAAGCAGUACUGAAAAGAGGAGGUUUUUUAUUUUUUUUGGUCAAUGCCUUCAAUUUUCAUCAUGAAUUGUAUUCUUCAUCAGGUUCCUGGUUUAUGUGUUAAAGCAAAUAAUUAUUUUAUUGAGAAAAAUCCAAUUAAAAUGAUUUUCUUGUAUUAGUUGGCAGCACAGGAGUUGUUCUGUAUUUCCUGGUGCCUAGUGUGGUGGCUGUAGUGGUCUCUCUCACUCCUAUUCGCGCUGUAUGGUUAAAACAUGGCUGAUUACCCUGGGGAAUGGAAUUAGGGGGCUUGAGCUCUGACCAUUUACAGAAGCAAUUAAACAUGAUCCCUGAGUAUCUGUACUGCUGGAGCUCCUCGGAGGCUGAACUUGGGGCACAUCCUGUGGCUGACUGUCUGCUGCUAAUAA
Molecule: messenger RNA, 1954 nt
Organism: Syngnathoides biaculeatus (alligator pipefish)
Lineage: Eukaryota; Metazoa; Chordata; Actinopteri; Syngnathiformes; Syngnathidae
Product: LIM domain transcription factor LMO4-B-like
Exons: 5
Coding region: 387-866 (159 amino acids)
Source: RefSeq, a predicted model, not a curated record